Molecule: messenger RNA, 411 nt
Organism: Paramuricea clavata
Lineage: Eukaryota; Metazoa; Cnidaria; Anthozoa; Malacalcyonacea; Plexauridae
Source: the annotation of a GenBank genome assembly
AUGCCUGAAUAUCUGUGUGUUUAUGGUGAUGAUUUACUAUCAAAUGAAGCGAACUUAAGCAAAAAUAAGCUGGAUACUCUAAAAGGCUUUAGAAUAGCUAAUUUAAACAUAACCUCUUUACCUAAAUACAUUGAUCAAUUAAGAACUUAUCUUGUCAACAAACCAGUUGAUAUAACCAGGUUAGAUGAGUCUAUCAAUGAUGUAGAGGUUAAUAUCGAAGGAUAUAACCUGUGUAGAAAAGAUAUAUGUAGAUAUGGUGGUGGUGUAGCUAUUUACACUAGGGAUGUUUUGAAUGUGAGGGAGAUGUGUCCGUUUGUCCCGGAAAACAUUGAAGCUGUUUGUCUAGAAAUCAUCAAACCUAAAUCUAAACAAUAUUGCUCACUACUGUUUAUCGACCUCCAAAAGUUCUAA